Calliphora vicina (urban bluebottle blowfly) is the source of this 3455-nucleotide messenger RNA. It is a transcript of the gene pot, whose product is annotated as papillote. The record is from RefSeq and is a predicted model, not a curated record. Lineage: Eukaryota; Metazoa; Arthropoda; Insecta; Diptera; Calliphoridae. The coding region runs from base 245 to 3085 and encodes 946 amino acids. The transcript is spliced from 7 exons.
AAAUAACCAUAAUUUGGAAAUAAUUAUAAUUAAGUCAACAACAUUGAACAAAUUCAUUCACAAGAAGAAAUAUAAAGAACGACAGACACCGAACAACAAGGAAAUAUAACAAUAAACCCCCUUUCCAAAAAAAAAAACAAAAGAACUAUUUAAAUUCCACCCAAAAACCCAAUCCAGCAGAAGCAGCAGGCAGCAGCAACCAGGAAAUUCUUUAAAACACACCACACACCAACAGAAAGCAAAAAUGAACGAACAAUAUUCAAUAAAACUGUUGCCGUUAGCGGCUCUACUAGUCAUGAGUUGUCUGCAAUUUGUUAAUGUAACAGCACAAUCGAAUUAUGUGCAACAUGGUGAUAGUGGAAACUAUACAACAAAUGGUUUACCCGAGGAAGCCACGCUCGAUGGAAAGGUUACCAAACUAGACGAUAUUAGUCCUUUGAUUUUUUUAAAUCGUACAAAAGCAGCCCUUAACUGUGCAGCCGGUUCUAUGCAGGUUGAUAUGAAAUUUAAUGAACCCUUCCAUGGUAUUAUACAAGCUGAUUACGAUCGUAGCAGUGCUUGUCGCGUUAAUGGUAAAGGUGCAUUAACUUAUAGAUUGGAAUUGCCAUUGAAAGGAUGUGGCACUCUGCAGAAUCCAACACGUGUUUUUACCAAUAAUAUCAUUGUACGUUUUCAUGCCAAUUUGGAAAUGGAUGGUGAUGAGAUUAUAACCAUAGUGUGUCGUUAUCCACCACCCAUACCAUCACUGCCACCAGCAUUGCCAGCUCCUAUCUUAAAUCCCAUAGCUGCUGGUACUGUGAUCCAACCACCGCUGAAGGGCAUCCAAAUUCUUAUGAUUAUUUGUGCUAUUAUGUUCUUGACUUUAUUGUUGUUGGGUUUGGCCGUUUCAUAUUAUUGCUUGCGUAGCCGUCCUAUACCAGUGGUUCGUCGUCUUCCUAUGUCGAUGGGAAGUGGUUCAGAAAUUACUAAACUCAGUGGCAGUAGCUUGGGUGGUAUUGGAGACUUUGAAGGUGUUAAAAUACCCAGAGCUCAUGCUGCUUUAACUACGGUACACAGUUCGUCGGGUAGUGAAGGUGCUUUGAUACCUUCCGACUAUCCUAGCGAAUCACAUUCCGAAAUUGAAGAAAUCGAUACGAGAUCCCUGCCUUUCAGCUCAGCUGGAAGUUUCGAAAAUCGUGCAUUUGUCCAAGAGACUUCAAGCAUUUAUAGCGAUCAUUAUGGUCAUACACAAGAGGUACAGGCUGCCAAUGCGGUGGCUACUGCCAUACCUCGUCAUCCCAUUGCCAUUAAAGAAACAUCAUCGCCGAAAUUCGAUGUUCAAGUACGUGUUAAGAAAUCACCACCCCCACCACCAUCCCCUCAGACUUCCGAUACCGAAAGUGUGGCUACACUACGUCCCGAUCGCAAUAAUCUCUCUACAAUUAUGGAAACUCACGAAGAUCGCGAAAGUAUUAUAACCAUGGAAUCACUGCCCGGUCAAGAAGAAACUGUACACACACAAUUUGUCUACACACCCGAUAUACACUCUGCACCCCAUCACUCUGAAAUUACAGUGCCACCAACACCACAACCUGUGUUCUCCGUUUAUACUCGUACUCACCAUGAAGUGGUUGAUGGUCGUCCCGAAACCUGGUCUGAUUAUACCGAUGGCCCAGCUCUAAGUGAAAUUACCGACAUGACUUCUCGAGCACCCGAUGUACAUUCAGUGGCUGAAAUGGUCGAUAGUACGCACUUUGUUGAAACCGAAUACAUGCCACCAGAGCCACCAAUUGUCAUCAAGAAACCGCAAAUAACCUCUCACACUGUGGAUGAUGUCUAUUUGCGUACCAUCACUGAGAAGAAGACCAUUGAAGACAUUGAGUCGCAUAAGCGUAAGAUUACCGAAUACAAGGCUAAAGCUAAACCACUGCCUCCACCCAUACCCGAUCCAACCUGGGACGUUAAGAUACGUAAUUUCCCCACCGAACGUGAGCAGCAACAAUGGGAGAAUUUCUCGGAUAUUUCUAGCGUUUCUGGUCUAACUUUGACACCCAAAAUGGAAAGAUCCGAACUAUCAUUGCCGCCCAUGAAACACACUGAACUACCACAACAGAUCUAUGACAACAAGCUGCAAUUGACUAGUCCCCAAUUGGUGGGUAAUAUGAAACCCAUUGAAAUACCACCAGCCGAUAAGGCCGUACCCAACUGGGAUGUGUUGAUAAGAAUCUUGGAAGAACCAGAAAUGUCAGAGGCCGAUGAUGUUAGUUCCGUACACUCAAGUGUCAAUCCUUUAACACGCUAUCUCAGCUAUGAUGACAAGACCAAAUGGAAGGAAAUUAUUACCACAGAAUCAUCAUUGCGUACCAUGUUAACCGAGGCUGUGGUCAAGGAAGAUUUCGAACGUAUACGCUUGGAUACCAGAUAUGAACGUAUAUUUGAACCUCAAGCUUGGGAUGUUAUUAUACGCAUUUUGGCUCCACCCUCCGAUGAUGAAGGCGAUGUAGAGCUUAGAGGUCCUAAGCGCGGCAAGAAGAACCAACCUUGGGAUACACGUUCUAGGCGCAGCUCCCUACCAACGCUUUAUGAAUACGACAGUGAUGGUGGUUCUAGUGUACGCACUAUACGUAUGGAUCCCUCAAUGCCCAUCAAUCCCAAUGCUUUUAAUACACAACGUUCCAGAAGAUCUUCACGCACUUCUUACCACACCGAUCACAAUGAUUUCCGUUCCAUGUCCGAGGUGACCGUGGACUUUGGUAGAUUAGACAACAUGUCCAAUGCUAGCUCAUAUUAUCCCAUGCAAUAUGAUGACGAUGAUAUGUCUGAAAGGCGUUCUUUCCAUAGAUCGGUAAGUCAUCCUUCGUUGGCACGCUCAGCUAGUGAAUUUACCGAACACUGGGCUGCACCAGAGGAUAUGUCAUCGCCAGAGGGAACUCCAACACCAAGAAGAUCACAAAAAUUGACCACCUUCCAGCCACGUGGGGUACCAGCACCUCCACCACCACCCCGAGCCGGUCGUAUGGUGGCACAAACUCAAAGUGAAUAUGUGGAAACAAGACGUUCUUCAGCAUAUCGCAGCGAUGCUGAACCUAGACCCAGAGAAUGGUAGAUGCCGGUUCCCUACUCUGAAGAUGUAAAAAGUUAUUUAGCGGCAGGAACCGCUAGAUUUCAAAACAAAAAUGAGACAAACUUCCAGCUUACUGUUUUAAACAAGUUCUCAUGCUCUCUUAAUGCCUCUCUAUCUCUCAUAUGAGUCUUUAAAAAUGCUCUAGUUUUUACACUGGUCUUAAAUAAAUUUCUGUUUUUUAUUUAACACUCUCUUUCUCUCUCUCUCUAGUUUGCUUACAUCUUGCUUUGUUUAACAUUUUGCUUUGCUUUUUUUUAAUGCUACUUAUACACUGAGAGAAAAUUAUAUUUAUAAAUAAUUUUUAACACAAGUGCCAAUUGACUCAAAUUAUAAAAACAAUAAUAUUAUUUAA